This is a messenger RNA of Adineta steineri, 1509 nucleotides long. NCBI's taxonomy places the organism in Eukaryota, Metazoa, Rotifera, Eurotatoria, Adinetida, Adinetidae. The record is from the annotation of a GenBank genome assembly.
AUGAAGUCUGAGAUAGUGAUAACAGUUCAAAGAUUUCAUGUUAAAACACCACCGAAACUUACACGUGAGCCAGAAGAACAACGAGUUCCAUUGGGUGAUACAUUAAAAGUUAAAAUUCCUAUUACUGGAAAAGGUCCAUUUAAAUUUCAAGUUAAUAAAGAUGGUCAAUCAUUAGCUAAUGAUGAUCGUGUACGAAUUCAAGAAUUUGAUGAUUUUAUUGUUGUUACAAUACCUGAUACUGAACGAGAAGAUGCUGGUAAAUAUGCAAUUAAUGUUGCAAAUGAUUCAGGAUCAUGUAAUGUUCCUUUGAAAGUUAAAAUCAUUGCACCACCACUUCCUCCAACUGGUCCACUUGAAAUAUCAAAUGUAACAAAAGAUCGUGCAACACUUCUAUGGAAACCACCAAAAGAUGAUGGUGGUAAUAAAGUAACUCGUUAUGUUGUUGAACGACGUGAUACAUCAAAAGGAGCCGAUGCUUGGAUAGCAAUUACACAAGCAUGUAAAGAAACAACAUUUACUGUUCCAUCAUUACUUGAUGGACAUGAAUAUGAUUUUCGUGUUAUGGUUUUUAAUGAAAAUGGUACUAGUGAGCCAUUACGUUCAUCAGCACCAACUGCUGCUAAACUUCCAUUCAAACCACCUGGUUCACCAGGACAACCAGAUAUUACUGGAAUGACAAAUAAUAUUGUCACACUUAAUUGGGAGAAACCAACUUCUGAUGGUGGUGGUCCUAUAACUGGUUAUUUGAUUAAAAAACAUGAAGAAAAUACUGAUAAAUGGAUACCAGUCAAUAUGCCACCAUGUCAAUCAACACAUUUUACAGUACCGUCAUUAGUCGAAGAUCAUAUUUAUGAAUUCCGUGUUACAGCUGAAAAUGAAGCUGGAAAAGGAACACCAUCUGAUGCAACCACACCAACUAAAGUUAAAGAUCCAAAUACAUCUACUACUGCAGCAGCAGAAUUUCUUAAAAUAUUAAAAGAUGCUGAAGGUAAUGAAGGUGGAGCAAUUACAUUAGAAUAUGAAGUUAUUGGAACACCUAGACUUGAUGUUGAAUGGUUCAAAGGUACAAACGAAAUCUCUCAAGGUGCUAAAUAUACGAUAACACGUGAUAGUGAUAAAUGUAUUUUGGUUAUUAAUAAUGCGACACCAGAUGAUGUUGAUGAAUAUAGUUUUAAAGCACGUAAUAAAGGUGGUUCAAGAAUGUGUCGUUGUAAUGUUAAUGUUCGAUUACCACCAAGAUAUCAAGAUGUUCUUAAUUAUGAUAAAGGUGAAGCAAUUGUUAUAAAAAUUCCUUAUAUUGGUAGUCCAUUACUUAAUGUAACAUUAUCGAAAGAUGGAAAUGAUAUGACAAAAGAUAAAAAAAAUUUAAUUAAUGCUAGUGAUCGAGCUAUUACAUUAACUAUUCAAAAUGGAAAUAAAAAUACAACUGGUCGUCAACCAGAACGAGCUACACGUAAACAUGAAAAUAUCUAUGAUUAUUAUGAUAUUGUUAAAGAAAUUGGACGAUAA